Molecule: messenger RNA, 2586 nt
Organism: Pyrus x bretschneideri (Chinese white pear)
Lineage: Eukaryota; Viridiplantae; Streptophyta; Magnoliopsida; Rosales; Rosaceae
Product: berberine bridge enzyme-like 8
Exons: 3
Coding region: 844-2562 (572 amino acids)
Molecular function (GO): oxidoreductase activity; FAD binding
Source: RefSeq, a predicted model, not a curated record
GUUCACUAUCUUGAAGACUCUCCCAGACUCAGAGUGAAUCUUCUCUCCUCAGUCCUCCCUCUCGUAUCUCGAUCCCUCUCUCCCAGAGUCCAGGCUGACUGUCAUCCCUCUCGAUUCUCUGUCUCUCUGUCAAACUCGAAGGGACAAACGACGAAGUCAGUCUCUCUCUCUCUCUCUCUCUCUCUCUCUGUUGAACUCGAGGGGAAGAACGAUGGAGUCGAACAACUCGAAACCAUGAACCAGUCAUGUCCUCCAUCUGACUCAGACCCAUAUUUGCAGAGAAGACGAGCUCUGCUCACGGAGCCUUUCAGCUUCAAGGCUUUGAGUUUUAAGCAACGUGUUUCACGAGCUUUGAGCUUUAAAGCAGACCUCACAGUUCACUAUCUUGAAGACUCUCCCAGACUCAGACUGAAUCUUCUCUCCUCAGUCCUCCCUCUCGUAUCUCGAUCCCUCUCUCCCAGAGUCCAGGCUGACUGUCAUCCCUCUCGAUUCUCAGUCUCUCUGUCAAACUCGAAGGGACAAACGACGAAGUCAGUCUCUCUCUCUCUCUCUCUCUCUCUCUGUCGAACUCGAGUGGACGAACGAUGGAGUCGAACAACUCGAAACGAUGAAUCAGUCAUGUCCUCCAUCUGACUCAGACCCAUAUUUGCAGGGAAGCCGAGCUCUGCUGACGGUCCCUUUCAGUUUCAAGGUCAAAAGGGGGAGGUGACUUGUGCAUAAUUCCUGCCUAAUGUAUUCUUAAUUUGGAAAUUGUCUCGCUCAAACCCAUAUCCUUUAUAAAACCCACAUUUAGAGAUAGAUCAUAUAUGCAUACAAACCAAGAACAAUUUCCAAUCAAAAUAUAUGCUACAAAUGGCAAUUCCAAGGCUUCCCCAUAUCUUACAGCUUUCAGUUCUUGUGCUACUAUCUAUUUCAUGGGCAGUUUCAGCUUCAGCUUCAGCUGAUCAUGAGACCUUUGUUGAUUGCCUUCUAAACCAUUCCCAACCCUCUCACCCAAUUGCCCCAGCAAUUCACACUUCCAACAAUGCUUCCUACUCAUCCAUUUUGGAAUCUUACAUCCGAAACCUCCGAUUCAACACAUCUACAACCCAAAAACCCUUCCUCAUCCUCACUGCAUUGCAUGAGUCCCACGUGCAAAUAUCCGUUGUUUGUGCCCAAAUCCAUAACUUCCAAAUGAAGAUUAGAAGUGGAGGCCAUGAUUUCGAGGGUUUAUCAUACGUGGCUGAAUUUCCAUUCUUCAUCUUCGACAUGUUUAAUCUUCGAUCCAUCCAUGUAGACAUCAAAUCCGAGACUGCAUGGGCCCAGGCUGGGGCUACUCUUGGUGAACUUUACUAUAGAAUUGCUGAGAAAAGCAAAAUCCAUGGCUUUCCUGCUGGUGUUUGCCCUACAGUUGGUGUUGGAGGCCACUUCAGUGGCGGUGGAUACGGUAAUAUGAUGAGAAAGUACGGCUUGUCAGUUGACAACAUAGUUGAUGCACAACUUGUAAAUGUGCACGGUAAACUUCUCGACCGAAAAUCAAUGGGAGAAGACCUUUUUUGGGCCAUUACCGGAGGCGGAGGAGCCAGCUUUGGAGUUGUGAUCGCGUACAAAAUUAAUCUUGUACGCGUUCCAGAAACAGUUACUGUUUUCAAGGUUCCGAGAACCCUGGAACAAAAUGCAACGGACAUUGUCUAUCGUUGGCAAUAUAUCGCGGAUAAGCUUGACAAUGACUUGUUCAUCAGGCUUAUCAUGGAUAUUGUAAAUGGUACUACUUCAAAUAGUAGUGGAGAAAACAAUAAGACUCUUAGAGCUUCAUUUAUUGCCAUGUUUCUCGGAGACUCUGAGAGGCUUCUCUCAAUCAUGGACAAGAGCUUCCCUGAAUUGGGUAUGAAGCAAUCUGAUUGCAAUGAAAUGAGCUGGGCUCAAUCUGUGCUUUUCUGGACGAGCUUCCCAACCGGGACAGCAACUGAAGCUUUGCUUUCAAGAACACCUCAAGUGCUUACACACUUCAAGAGGAAGUCAGACUAUGUCAAAAAACCAAUUCCAAAAGCUGGUUUGAAGUGGAUUUUUCAGAAAAUGAUUGAGCUUGAGGCACCAUUGUUGACCUUCAACCCCCACGGCGGGAAAAUGAGUGAGAUAUCAGCAUCGGCAACUCCAUUUCCUCAUAGAGCUGGGAAUCUCUGGAUGGUUCAGUAUGCAACAAACUGGAACAUACAAGGGACUGAGGCAUCAGAUCAUUAUAUUGAUCUGACAAGAAAGCUCUACAUGUACAUGACUCCUUUUGUUUCCAAGAAUCCGAGGGAAGCCUUUUACAGCUACAAGGAUCUUGACAUUGGGACCAACCAUAAUGCUAAUGGCAUUGCAAGCUAUUUGGAGGGGAGAGUUUUUGGCAUUAAGUACUUCAGGCAUAACUUUGAUAGGUUGGUGAAUGUGAAGACAAAGGUCGACCCUGGUAAUUUCUUUAGGAAUGAACAAAGUAUCCCACCACUUCCAUACAGUCAUUAUUUAGCUUCUUGUUGUGCAUGUUUUUUUUCUCUUGCUUUGGGGUUAGUUAUGUACAUCUUUAAUCAGCCAAAGAAAUAAAAAGAAGAAAGAUAUUGCUCACAA